UCCCUCAAUCAGUUUCACCCCCACAAAGGCAAACUCCUCGCCAUGGAAAUCGAUCCCGUAACCAACGGAAACACCGACACCGUGAUGGCCGAACCCGCCCCCGCGAUGGCCCCGUCACGGCCCGUCCCGUCGUCGAGGUCGAGUCAAUUGACGGAAUCGAUCAAGCUUGAGCACCAGCUCCUCCGCGUGCCGUUCGAGCAUUACAAGAAGACGAUCCGCGCCAAUCACCGCUCUUUGGAGAAAGAGGUCUCCUCCGUUGUCUCCAGCGUCGGGGAUUUGGCUGAUAACGAUUGGUCCAAAGACGUCGCCGUUUCGCGUCUCACCAGCCUUGUUUCUAGGUUGCAAGGCCUCAAACGAAAGUUGGAAGAAGGUAGCAAUGUGGAGAAUUUGCAGGCUCAGAGAUGCCGUGCUCGCAUCGAUCAUUUGGAUUCAGCAGAUGUGGAGAAUAUUACCGAGUGGAACAAUACAAAACUGAAACGGAUUCUUGUCGACUACAUGCUGCGGAUGUCGUAUUUCGAGACUGCUUCUAAGCUUUCAGAAAGCAGCAACAUUUCGGACCUUGUCGACAUUGACAUAUUUCGAGAAGCUAAGAAGGUGAUUGACGCCCUAAAACGUAGGGAGGUAGCUUCUGCAUUGGCAUGGUGUGCUGAUAAUAAAACACGCUUGAAGAAGUCAAAGAGCAAACUUGAGUUCCAACUAAGGCUGCAAGAAUUCAUUGAGUUGGUACGAGCUGACAGCUACAAACAAGCAAUUCUUUAUGCUCGAAAGCAUCUGACACCAUGGGGAGCAACCCAUAUGAACGAAUUGCAGCACGUUCUGGCCACUUUGGCUUUCAAAAGUACUACAGAAUGCCCAAAAUAUAAGGCUUUGUUUGAACCACAGCAGUGGGAUGUUUUAGUGCAUCAGUUUAAACAAGAAUUUUGCAAGUUAUAUGGCAUGACAAUGGAGCCCUUAUUGAACAUCUACUUACAAGCAGGCUUGACUGCACUGAAAACUCCAUAUAGUUUUGAAGAAGGUUGUACCAAGGAGGACCCGCUCUCACAAGAGAGCUUCCGGAAGCUGGCGUUGCCUUUACCGUACUCCAAGCAGGAGCAUUCAAAGCUUGUUUGCUAUAUUUCUAAGGAGCUAAUGGAUACAGAGAACCCACCACAGGUGCUGCCCAAUGGCUACGUCUACAGCACCAAGGCUCUCAAGGAAAUGGCGGACAAGAACAAAGGUGAAAUAAAAUGUCCAAGGACAGGGUUUGUCUGCAACCAUACGGACUUAGUCAAGGCAUAUAUAUCAUGAACUCUGUUGCUCAUAGUCCUCACUUUGGUUGCAUUAUAACUUGAUGACACAACCAAGGUGAGGUCAGUGCAUUCAGACCCAACUUCCUUUCUUCAUUGAUAGUCUCUGUGAAUAUGCAUUUUACAAAUAAACUUUGCAUCUUUUCGUAGACAGUUCUUUCUUUUGUAUAUCAAGUCAUUUCCUUAUUUCAAUCUUAUAACAGUUUUCUAGCCCAGCAUGGAUAUUUUUCUUCUGCUA
Messenger RNA from Brassica rapa (field mustard), 1524 nucleotides. Its product is annotated as protein MAEA homolog. Gene Ontology annotation, molecular function: protein binding; ubiquitin protein ligase activity. Gene Ontology annotation, cellular component: GID complex; nucleus; cytoplasm. Gene Ontology annotation, biological process: proteasome-mediated ubiquitin-dependent protein catabolic process. NCBI's taxonomy places the organism in Eukaryota, Viridiplantae, Streptophyta, Magnoliopsida, Brassicales, Brassicaceae. The record is from RefSeq and is a predicted model, not a curated record.